Messenger RNA from Actinia tenebrosa (Australian red waratah sea anemone), 1289 nucleotides. Its product is annotated as meiotic recombination protein SPO11. The record is from RefSeq and is a predicted model, not a curated record. NCBI's taxonomy places the organism in Eukaryota, Metazoa, Cnidaria, Anthozoa, Actiniaria, Actiniidae. Gene Ontology annotation, biological process: reciprocal meiotic recombination; meiotic DNA double-strand break processing; meiotic DNA double-strand break formation. Gene Ontology annotation, molecular function: DNA binding; ATP binding; DNA topoisomerase type II (double strand cut, ATP-hydrolyzing) activity. Gene Ontology annotation, cellular component: nuclear chromosome.
AUGGCGGCUGUCGGUGACGGAUUUUGGUUCAACAUUAACCGGCUGAAAAAACAACUUUUAACUUCUACGAGAAUAGAACAAUUACGUGAACUUUACCCUGAUAAAAAGAACCACAAUGUAGUCAAAGUUAAAAAUUGCACAAGAGAGGAAGUUAUAAAAAAGCUAGAAGAAUUAACAGAGAAGAUAAUAUUCGAUAUUUCCCGAAAGGAAGCACCGUUUUUUCAAUCCAACAACAGACACACCUGGAAAAAUAUAACGUUUAGUGAAUCUGUUGGCCUGCAGAUGUUGGAUGAUGUUAGUGUUUCUAGAGUGAAGUUUGACUCACUCACAUCAAUAGUGAAAUUCGCUGCAACUCUUCAAGUUAUGUCAAUUUGUCAUAAUCUUCUACAAGAAAAUAAGUUUGCAACUAAGAGGGAUGUAUACUAUUCUGAUGUUAUGUUUUAUGGAAACCAAAGUGUAGUCGACGAAAUUGUAGAAAAUAUAUCUUGUAUGUUGAAAGUUCCUCGGCAUUGUUUGCAUGUGCUGGCAACUUCAAAAGGAUUGAUUGCUGGUGAUUUGAGAUACAGAGAGUAUGACGGCACUUAUACUGACUGCAGGAAUCAAAACUCUGGUGUUGUCGUUUCCUCUCAUGUCAAUGGAAUAACUGAUAUUUAUUCUGAUGCCAAAGUAGUCAUUGUGGUUGAAAAAGAAGCUUCAUUUCAGAGACUAAUGAAUGAUGGCUUGUUGGAAAAGUUGAAGCCCUGUAUAGUAAUCACGGGAAAAGGCUACCCUGAUGUAAACACUCGGCAAAUGCUACAUAUGUUAUGGACCACACUAAGCAUCCCUAUUUUGGGUCUAGUUGAUGCAGACCCACAUGGAAUUGAAAUCCUUUGUGUAUAUAAGUAUGGCUCAAAGGCUUUGAGUUUUGAUGCUUGCAACAUUACUGUUCCAGUAAUCCAAUGGUUAGGGGUGUUACCUAGUGAUAUUGAAAGACUGUCUAUUUCAGAACACGUAAGAAUUCCUCUAAGUUCUCGAGAUCGCCAAAAAUGUCAGUCACUAUUAGAAAGGCCUUUUAUGAAGUCCCAGCCCUCAUGGAAACAAGAGGUGGAGAUCAUGAUGACAAAAGGUUUUAAAGCAGAAAUGCAGGCUUUGUCAACAAUUUCUACCAGCUUCCUGACUGACACAUAUGUUACAGUUAAGAUACGCAAUGGUCGAUGGAUAUAAGUACCUGUCUAGUCUCUUUUAUGUCUUAUGAGUUAUGUGAAUAAGUGGAAUUGAUUUCUUUUGAUUGUAUAAUUUUUUAAAAGACU